Messenger RNA from Cercocebus atys (sooty mangabey), 5478 nucleotides. It is a transcript of the gene PAK6, whose product is annotated as p21 protein (Cdc42/Rac)-activated kinase 6. Gene Ontology annotation, biological process: protein phosphorylation; intracellular signal transduction; regulation of MAPK cascade. The record is from RefSeq and is a predicted model, not a curated record. Gene Ontology annotation, molecular function: ATP binding; protein serine/threonine kinase activity. Gene Ontology annotation, cellular component: cytoplasm. The coding region runs from base 2027 to 4072 and encodes 681 amino acids. NCBI's taxonomy places the organism in Eukaryota, Metazoa, Chordata, Mammalia, Primates, Cercopithecidae. The transcript is spliced from 10 exons.
UUCUAGGUUAGACAAUAUAAUGCAUUUCAUUCUAGCUUUGGUUCAUGGUUCCUUUCAAAUCCUCAGCAACCAAUCUCUCCCACCUCCACGCAGCACAUUCUGCUUCUGCAGCCAGCAUUCGGCCAGUGCACCCAUGUCCUUGGUAACUCAUCUGUGGGGGGAGCCAUUCUUGUAUCACCUGGUCCCCCUCCCACUGCCCCCUCAUCCGAGGCCUAGCAGUCAGCUUCCUGGGUGACCACAGGAGGUCAGAGUUUGUCUAAGCAGGUCAGGCCUACAGUAUUGUCCAGUCAGAGGAAAGAGAAAGAAUCCGCGUGGGAAAGACACAAAGAGGAGGAGGAGAAGACGACGGAGUAAGGGGAGGAGAACAGAAACUAAAUAUAAAUAUAGUGUUGGGGAUGUUGGGGAUGGCAGCGAGGACCUAUGGUUAGCUGGCUGGCUCCCACACCACUGUCCGCUCCCACACCACUGUCCCACGGCAUACAGGGCCAGCAUCUGCACCUGGCACCAUGCUUUUCCAAGGAAAGCAGAGGGCAUUGGGCUUGUGGUGCAGCCACACAGAGGACAGACCUGUUUGGGGCUGGCAGGUUCCCACGGGUUGCCUGAGCUCUAUUUGGUGGGUGCCUUAGAGUAAACUGUGUGUAACCAAUACAGCCUGUAAUGCAAAAGAUUGAGCCAUGAGUAGCAUUGAUACGUCUAAAGAAUCAGCGAACAAAAAUAAGUGACCAUAGUGACCUCAGUUAAUCAUUGAAGUCUGAGGUGCCCAACAAUGAUUUUUUAAAUCCCUGCAACUGUCCUUGGUCCCCGCUCUGUGACACUGGCAGUCCCCCAGCCACCACUUGAGGGCAGCCAUUUAGAGACUACAUGUACUGCGUUUCCAAGCCAGAACCUCCUCAGCACUCAGCACUCAGCACUCAGCACUCAGAGAGAAGAGCACACAUCUUCUCUCUGGGGGCCCAAGACAAGGAGAGCAAAGGUCUUCUCACUUCUUUAUUUGGGGAAGAGACAGGUGAUCCCUGUCCCUUCCCCCAAUAUAGAAAACACCCCAAAAGAAACAUGGCACGGGGGCAGCCAGGAGUGAGCCCCUUGGAAUGGACAUUCUGAUCUUAGGCAGGGGCUGCUGAGGACAAGCAGGGGAUGCCGACUCUGGAACAAAAUCACAGGCGGAGAGCUCCGGAACAGGCCCCAGCCGUCUGGAGUGCGGGUCUCCUGCCCUAGGACUCUCAGGCUAGAAAGUCCUCAGGACUCAGGACUGCGCAAGGUCUGACAAGGGAACUCGAAUCCCUUAAAUCCCACUUUCCUGCCUGCGCAAGGGGCUACCUCAGCACAGUCUUGGGGCCCUGUCCACAUGGGACAGAUCAUCCAAGGUGACAGGUUUUCGGACUUCCGCGUGGGCUCUCCAGGAUGUGUGGGUGGGCACACGCGGCCCCGCGACAAAGGAGAGUCGGCCCGCGGCUCUGGAGCGUGCAUCUGCGAUGCCAGUGAGCCAGGUGAUUACACACAGCCGGCACCCAGCUGGUUCUCCGGGUCGGGUCUCCGCGAGGCGGCCACCGGGCCGUGGAGCCGCAGGCAGGUCCCCGCGGCAGUGGCCCCCCAGGGCCCGGAGGCGAAGGGCGGGCGGGAGCUGGGGUCAAGCAGGUGGAGAGUUAGGCAGCGGGGCGCCCCUCGGGCAGAGGGGCUCCUGGCCAACGCCCCAGAGACCCUCAGUAACUUCUCCCGCGCUCUGGGUUCGCCGCCGCGUCCUACCUGAGGCCACACCCCUGAAAUCAAAACCGCGGCCAGGUGAAGCCGGCGCUGCACCAACGUGUAAGCGCGGCCCCUCCUCGGCGUUCCCGCGCCGAGGUCCCUCCCGCGGAGGGCGGGCCCGGCUCCCACGGCCUCUUCGAGCGUUCCUGGGCUUCCCGCUCCGCAGGCCUGCGGAGGACUGGCCCAGGAAGGUCCCAGGUCUUCCCUCGCCUCAGCGCCUAAGAGAGCGGUCCAGAGCGGGUGAGGAGUCUCGAGGAACAGGCGGAAGGCGCCGGAAGGCACCAUGUUCCGCAAGAAAAAGAAGAAACGCCCUGAGAUCUCAGCCCCACAGAACUUCCAGCACCGUGUCCACACCUCCUUCGACCCCAAAGAAGGCAAGUUUGUGGGCCUUCCCCCACAAUGGCAGAACAUCCUGGACACACUGCGGCGCCCCAAGCCCGUGGUGGACCCUUCGCGAAUCACACGGGUGCAGCUCCAGCCCAUGAAGACAGUGGUGCGGGGCAGCGCGGUGCCAGUGGAUGGCUACAUCUCGGGGCUGCUCAACGACAUCCAGAAGUUGUCGGUCAUCAGCUCCAACACCCUGCGCGGCCGCAGUCCCACCAGCCGGCGGCGGGCACAGUCCCUGGGGCUGCUGGGGGAUGAGCACUGGGCCACCGACCCAGACAUGUACCUCCAGAGUCCCCAGUCUGAGCGCACUGACCCCCACGGCCUCUACCUCAGCUGCAACGGGGGCACACCAGCAGGCCACAAGCAGAUGCCGUGGCCCGAGCCACAGAGCCCACGGGUCCUGCCCAAUGGGCUGGCUGCAAAGGCACAGUCCCUGGGCCCCGCCGAAUUUCAGGGUGCCUCACAGCGCUGUCUGCAGCUGGGUGCUUGCCUGCAGAGCUCCCCACCAGGAGCCUCACCCCCUACAACCACUGGUAGGCGUGGAAUGAAGGCUGCCAAGCAUGGCUCUGAGGAGGCCCGGCCACAGUCCUGCCUGGUGGGCUCAGCCACAGGCAGGCCAGGUGGGGAAGGCAGCCCUAGCCCUAAGACCCAGGAGAGCAGCCUGAAGCGUAGGCUAUUCCGAAGCAUGUUCCUGUCCACUGCUGCCACGGCCCCUCCAAGCAGCAGCAAGCCAGGCCCUCCACCACAGAACAAGCCCAACUCCUCUUUCCGACCGCCACAGAAAGACAACCCUCCAAGCCUGGUGGCCAAGGCCCAGUCCUUGCCCUCGGACCAGCCGGUGGGGACCUUCAGCCCUCUGACCACUUCGGAUACCAGCAGCCCCCAGAAGUCCCUCCGCACAGCCCCGGCCGCAGGCCCGCUUCCAGGCCGCUCUUCCCCAGCAGGUUCCCCCCGCACCUGGCACGCCCAGAUCAGCACCAGCAACCUGUACCUGCCCCAGGACCCCACGGUUGCCAAGGGCACUCUGGCUGGUGAGGACACAGGUGUUGUGACACAUGAGCAGUUCAAGGCUGCACUCAGGAUGGUGGUGGACCAGGGUGACCCCCGGCUGUUGCUGGACAGCUACGUGAAGAUUGGCGAGGGCUCCACCGGCAUCGUCUGUUUGGCCCGGGAGAAGCACUCGGGCCGCCAGGUGGCCGUCAAGAUGAUGGACCUCAGGAAGCAGCAGCGCAGGGAGCUGCUCUUCAACGAGGUGGUGAUCAUGCGGGACUACCAGCACUUCAACGUGGUGGAGAUGUACAAGAGCUACCUAGUGGGCGAGGAGCUGUGGGUGCUCAUGGAGUUCCUGCAGGGAGGAGCCCUCACAGACAUCGUCUCCCAAGUCAGGCUGAAUGAAGAGCAGAUCGCCACUGUGUGUGAGGCUGUGCUGCAGGCCCUGGCUUACCUGCAUGCCCAGGGUGUCAUCCACCGGGACAUCAAGAGUGACUCCAUCCUGCUGACCCUGGAUGGCAGGGUGAAGCUGUCGGACUUCGGAUUCUGUGCUCAGAUCAGCAAAGACGUCCCUAAGAGGAAGUCCCUGGUGGGAACCCCCUACUGGAUGGCUCCUGAAGUGAUCUCCAGGUCUUUGUAUGCCACUGAGGUGGAUAUCUGGUCUCUGGGCAUCAUGGUGAUUGAGAUGGUGGAUGGGGAGCCACCCUACUUCAGUGACUCCCCAGUGCAAGCCAUGAAGAGGCUCCGGGACAGCCCCCCGCCCAAGCUGAAAAACUCUCACAAGGUCUCCCCAGUGCUGCGAGACUUCCUGGAGCGGAUGCUGGUGCGGGACCCCCAAGAGAGAGCCACAGCCCAGGAGCUCCUAGACCACCCCUUCCUGCUGCAGACAGGGCUACCCGAGUGCCUGGUGCCCCUGAUCCAGCUCUACCGCAAGCAGACCUCCACCUGCUGAGCCCACCCUGAGUACACCUGCCACCUGUGCCCACAGGCAGGGCACACGGGGCAGCCAGCCUGCCGGCAGGGCUUGCCUGCCUCCUCCUCUCAGUAUUCUCUCCAAAGAUUGAAAUGUGAAGCCCCAGCCCCACCCUCUGCCCCUCAGCCCACUGGGCCAGGCCGGACCUGCCCCCUCAGUGUCUCUCCCUCCUGAGUCCCCAGAUGGAGACCCCUUCUACAGGAUGACCCCUUGAUAUUUGCACAGGGAUAUUUCUAAGAAACGCAGAGACCAGCGUUCCUGGCCACUGCAGCCAACACAGUAGAAAAGGCUACUGUGGUUUUUUAAAGGUAGUUGUCCACUAGCGUCCUAGGCCACUGCAGAGGGCAGACUGCUGGUCUCCACAGAUACUUGCUGUUCUCAGCUCCAGCUUCAAACCUCGGGUCUCGAGAGGGCCACGGGCCACGGGCCACGGGGUGAUUUUUAUGACCUGAAUCCCUCUUCCUCCCUCACGUCUGAUGUCCUGAAGGUGCAGUCCUAGCUGUACGGCCCCUCCCCGCCCGAACUGUGAAUGGCCUGCUCCAGGCCAUGGCUGUGGGCAGGGAGUGAGGGGACAAUUUCUGAGUGAAAAAGAAAGAAUGGGGUCGGUGGUAAAGGUGCUCUCGCUUUACAGAAUGGAGAGAACAUCGUGUGUGCGUGUGUGUGUGUGUGUGUGUGUGUGUGUAAGGGGAGGAAAGCCACCUUGACAGCCCAGGUCCCUUCAGGUCACCCACAGCCAGCUUCAGGAAGGCUGCCCCAUCCUCUCUCCCACUAAGUUCUGGCCUAAAGGGACCUGCUUUCUUGGCCUGGCUUCCACCUCUCCAGUCCUGUGUCUCCCUGGCCAGUGGAGUGGUCCAUGCUAAGUCUAACACAUCCUGGGGGCUCAGGAGGCUUCUGAGCGUCUCCUGUACUGUGCAGCGUGAGGGCCAGAGACAGGAAUGUAAGGAAUGGUAACUGUGUUACCUUUCAAGUUUAUCCCAAUAACCAGGUCAUCAGGGACCCAAUGUUCUCUUCAGAACCCUAUCUGGGAGAGAAGGCGAACCACCUCCGGGUUUCCAUCACGUCAAGGUCACAGGCACCCAUUUGUGCAAACCAUCUGCCCCGGCUGCCUCCACAGACAGCUGUCUCCUUGUCCUCCUCGGCCCCGCCCCACUUCAGGGCUGCUUUGAGAUGGAAUUCCAGGAAAGAACUUCAGGUGUCUGGACCCUUUCUAUUUAGAUAAUAUUUUUAGAUUCUUCUGCUCCCUAGUGACCUACAUGGGGGCAAAGAAAUUGCAAGGACUUUUUUUUAAGGGUCAGAGUUUUCAAAACAAAAGCAUCUUCCCUAGAAAUUUUUGUGAAUUGUUUGCACUUGUGCCUGUUUUAAAUUAAAUUGAGUGUUCAAAGCCA